This is a messenger RNA of Tigriopus californicus, 3716 nucleotides long. It is a transcript of the gene Pgm2a, whose product is annotated as phosphopentomutase-like. The transcript has 10 exons. The record is from RefSeq and is a predicted model, not a curated record. NCBI's taxonomy places the organism in Eukaryota, Metazoa, Arthropoda, Copepoda, Harpacticoida, Harpacticidae. Gene Ontology annotation, biological process: carbohydrate metabolic process; purine ribonucleoside salvage. Gene Ontology annotation, molecular function: magnesium ion binding; phosphopentomutase activity. The coding region runs from base 1505 to 3382 and encodes 625 amino acids.
UACUAUCCAAGUUAAACCGAACGGAACCAGUGCGGGCACAGUGAACACGAGGAGCAAGGAGGGCGAAAAAACAUGGGCAGAACAGUUUCGCUUUUAGCGUGUGUCCUCUUUGAAAGGCUGUGCGUGACAUGGAACCGGGAACAUGACACCGAGGAUUGGUAGGAACGAGGGCGCGACAACCGCCACCAUCCCUCCCUCGCGAUCCUGUUCCCACUUCUCAGUUCCAAUAGCCUUUAAGAUAUGGUAACGAAGAGAAGGAAAAGCAUGAGGCGUGCGUGUUCGUGUGACACAGCCAAAGAAACUGAAAGAUUCCAACAAUUGCUUGUGGCGACCUUCUGUGACUAUACAUACAGAACUACUACAUAGAGCAGUCAGAAUGAGACCAAAGACGCCGCUCGUGUUAGCCUUCGAAGACUUUUAUUGCUUCCUCCCUCUUCGUCUGCUUCGCCUCCUCUUCCUCCUUUUCUUUCCCUUCUCCAUUUGGCUCCACGAGUUCCUCGCGGUCCUCAUGCCGUUCCAAUACCACUUCCUCGGACUUGCCCAUUAAGGCUGCCGCUCUAGGCUAAAGCCUGAAUGGUCGGCUAGAUGGAGGAUGAUGACGAUGAUGUGCCCUUAGAACCGAAACUACAUACAGACAGGCGGGGAGGGAGGGACACGACGACCAUAAAAAUUGCCAAGUGAAAAAAAGGUCAGGUACGUUGGCUGACAUCGCAAUCAUCGGCAGGAUUUUCGACAUUCAUCGCCCUAGAGAUGUCAGACCUCUUCACACGCCUAAACAUCCCGACACAAUGAUCAUCUGUUGAUCGGCGAUGGGAUUGAGCCAUGUCACCCACGACCUGUCCCACACCACGAGUAACAACUACGCUCUGACACCCAACCCAAUCUUUUCAUCCGAAGUUGAACCUCGCUUCGUCGAUUCAUGUGAUCUCCCCAGACCGGUUUUCCAUCCUGCUCAGUUCACCCCAGAAUCCUGUUCAAGCGGAGAGCAUCCACUGUAGAUCCAUCUGAUGUAGAUACUACCUACCAAGAGAGAUACUAGUGGUUUCAUUCGUACGUCUGCCAUUCAUUUCACACUUGUGUCGUUCGAAUCCGACACUCCCAACGAGCAGGCAAGCCGACAGCACUCUGUUUAUCACCUCCCGUCCAUCGACAGCCUCCUGCUUAUCCUCCUACUUCUCCCUACUCCUCCCUACUCCUCCCUACACCGCCUCCACUCGCUCUGCUACAUGUGACUGAAUGAAAAACUUGAUGGCACACACACAGUAUUCCUCUGAUAUCAUCCGAAUCCAGACAGGUCUUCAAACGCACUUGUGGUGAUUAGACUUCCUAGUGGGUGUGACAGCCACGGGUUGGAUUCAGUUUCUCGGUUGCCUUCCUCUGUGUCAAGACAAUUUCAGACAGCACCCUCCAACUUCAGUUUUUUGGCUAGCACUCGUGUUUUGGCUGACAGCAUACGUAUAGUAAAUACAUACAAGCCGAUACCCGGAUUAGAGUUUGGAGCAUCAUGCAUAAGGACAAGAUUGACACGGGAGAUGCGGACCUGGACCAGAAUCUGCGUAACUGGUUCCAAUGGAACAAGUCUGGCUCCAAGGAUGCCGAGGCCAUGUGGAGCUUGGUGAAUGCGGGCAAGAUUGACGAAGUAAAAAAAGCUAUGAAAAAACGGCUGGUGUUUGGCACGGCUGGCAUAAGGGGUAAAAUGGGCGUGGGUUUCAGCUAUAUCAAUGAUUUGGUGAUCAUUCAAACGUCUCAAGGGUUGGCCAAUUACGUCUUGCAAGCCAAUAAGAGUCCGGAUGUGGCCAAAACGAUGGGCGUGGUAAUUGGGUUUGAUGCUCGACACAACUCCCAUCGAUGGGCUCGUCUGACCGGAGGCGUAUUUCAUCGGCUAGGCUUUACGGUUUACUUAUUCUCCUCGAUUACGCCCACCCCUUGGGUUCCAUUCACGGUUCAAAGCAAGAAAGCGGCCGUGGGGAUUAUGAUCACGGCUUCGCACAACCCGAAGCAAGAUAAUGGAUACAAAGUGUACUGGAGCAACGGUCCGCAAAUACGCCCUCCUCACGAUGGAAACAUUUUGGAAUCGAUUCAGCAUCAUUUGGUGCCGGCUGCCGGUGACGAAUCAUUUGACGAGACCUACAUCCAAAACUACAAUGACAAGAGUAACCCACCCGUGAUCGACCUCCUGGAAGUGAUGUCCAAUGAAUAUUAUGAGGUCUUGAACCGGGGACUCAUGAAGCGGACCAACAACGAGGAGUACAAAGAGAGCAUUGUCUACACUGCCAUGCAUGGCGUGGGGGCCAAUUUUAUUGAUAGAGCUUUGGAGACGGCCGGGUUUAAGGCCUUAGUUCAUGUCAAGGAACAGAGAGAGCCUGAUCCUGAAUUUCCCACGGUGGUCUUCCCGAAUCCUGAGGAAGGGAAAAGUGCCCUUAAUCUAGCGGUAAAGACCGCGGAUGUGAUUGGGAGCAUCCACAUCCUCGCCAACGAUCCGGACGCAGAUCGACUGGCAAUUGCGGAAAAACACAAUGGUCAAUGGAGAAUAUUUUCUGGAAACGAAAUUGGUACUCUAUUAGGCUGGUUCCAGUUCAUCAGUCAUACGACUCACAAUCCGGAUACAAAUCGUGCCAACUUGUACUUUAUCGCUUCCACUGUCUCAUCCAAGAUCCUUCGCUCGAUUGCCAGAGAAGAGGGCCUUUCCUUCGAGGAGACUUUGACCGGUUUCAAAUGGAUGGGCAACCGCGCCGACGAGAUCGAGAAAGAGAAUCCGAAUCUCUCUGAAAGCGAACGCAAGCACGUGCUCUUGGCUUACGAAGAAGCCAUCGGAUUCAUGUGCGGUACGGCCGUCCUUGACAAAGACGGCAUUUCCGCGGGGUUGCGUGCGGCUGAGCUCAUUGCCUUCCUAGGAAAGAGGAACCAAACCCUGACUGACAAGCUGGAUGCUCUUUAUACCACGUAUGGCUAUCAUUUCAGUGAAGCCAAUUACUUUGUGAUCGAAGACUUCGACCUAAUCCAUGCCCAUUUCGAUUAUUUGCGAAACUUCCAACAAAAACCCAAUACCUAUCCAAGCGUUCUCAAGACGAAAGAACGGGAAUAUGCCGUGGUUUCUGUUCGAGAUCUGACGACCGGUUACGAUUCGGCCUCUCCCGACCUGAAAUCCAAACUCCCAGCCUCACACGAAUCUCAGAUGAUCACGUUUACAUUGGACAACGGAACAGUUUUGACCAUUCGAUUGAGUGGGACCGAGCCCAAGUUGAAAUAUUACGCCGAAUACUGUGCCAAGCCAUCUCAAACCGACCGCAAGGCCAUUGAAACCGAGCUCUACUCCAUCGUUCAGGGAUUUGUGGACGACUUUGUUGACCCAAAGAAGAAUCGUUUGCUUUUAACGGCUUAGUUCCAUAAUCUCGAGGUCUGGGAGAAAUCCAAUGCGCCCACUCCUGAUAUUAUAUUACCAAGCAUGGGCCAUUGCAUUGCAUUUCCCUCAACCCAUCCUUGCAAACCUCCUUUUAAACUACGUAUAUGUACACGUGUAAGUAAUGCGACACUACCGUUUACGAUUCACGAAGAUGAGAGAACCACAGAGGUGAUAUGGCUCAUCAAUGCAAAUCCAAGUAAACCUCCCAAACUCAAAAUAGCGAAAUCCAAUGACGAGAAGUGAACCAACAAUCAUGUAAUGUAAUGUGUGCAAACCAGCUGGUGAAAGGAAAUAAAACUUUUAUUACAUACGA